Suillus bovinus is the source of this 1290-nucleotide messenger RNA. RefSeq lists its product as uncharacterized. Gene Ontology annotation, molecular function: UDP-galactose transmembrane transporter activity. Lineage: Eukaryota; Fungi; Basidiomycota; Agaricomycetes; Boletales; Suillaceae. Gene Ontology annotation, biological process: pyrimidine nucleotide-sugar transmembrane transport. The coding region runs from base 1 to 1290 and encodes 429 amino acids. The transcript has 7 exons. Gene Ontology annotation, cellular component: Golgi membrane. The record is from RefSeq and is a predicted model, not a curated record.
AUGGCCUUAAAGGUGACGAAUAACAAUAUUGAGUAUGAAGAGCUUGGGCUGCUGCCCACAGAUAUCCCACCUGUCCCUUCCUUUCAUGGCAUUCCAUUGAAAUACAUAUCGCUCGUGACAUUGGCGGUUCAGAACUCUCUUUUAACAUUAAUAAUGCAUUACUCUUGCGUGUCCAUCUCUCCAUCCCAGUCUUACUCUGCACCAACUGCUGUUCUUCUCAAUGAGCUUCUUCAAGGGUUUAUAUCACUCGCCAUCGCUUUCACCCGUAUAAACCAUGUCACACCUUACAUGUCUGACACCCCACAGCUACCACUCACUGUCAGCCGCUUCUGGCAUCCUGCAAAGGUUCUUUUGCAUGUCCGAAGACUUGGCAGAGAAGUCUUUUCACCAGAUUGCUGGAAGUUGUCAAUACCCGCCAUCCUGUAUGUCAUUCAAAAUAAUCUGCAGUAUGUUGCUGCCACCAAUCUGGCUGUUCUGGAUGUCGAUGUGGCACCUGAAGCUGACCCCGAUGGUGACAAGUGGGACGAUCUCGGUGUUGAGGAUUUCGAUGAUCCAUUGAUGGUCAGUGAAUAUGUUGUCGAGAUCUUCAAGUACAUGAAGCAGGCCGAGCUUAUAACACUUCCUAAUCCGAAAUACAUAGAAACUGCUACACCAUCCAUCUCACACUUCCUUCACUGCACAGACUCAUCCUACACUGAAUCCGAUAUGAAGAGUCACUUUGGAAUCUCGUCGCAUGACAAAUGGCAAAAGAUAGAUGGGAACUAUAACUACCGUGAUGCAUACUACCGCACAAUCAAAGAAAUCCGAGAGCCGUUUGAUGAUGUGUGGGCCAAGGAACUUCUGGAAUGGUGGAACAGUGUGGUCUUUGGCAAUAAACAGGGUGUCCCAUCAUUUGACAUCAGCGAUGAUGACAAGGACAAGGACAACCUCGUUCUCAUGAAGAAGCAAUCUGCAAAGUGUGCACCUUAUUUUCAGUCUGCCAACUCUGUCCUUCCCCCAGUUGAGGCCGAGCCUACUGGCAAUCCCGACAUUUCAACAAUGCAGCCUUCCACGCCCACUACUUCCAAGUCCACACCUGCUGGUUCCACACCCGCCACCUCCACACCCACUACAUACAUGCCCACUACCUCCACACCUGCUACCUCCCCGCCAACUACUUCUCCACCUCCUGAGAUAACUACUCUCUCUCCACAACAGAAAUCCAUCCCUAAACUGUGUCCUAUUCAAUCAGCUGGCAUGAGCUCCUCUUCUGCACCUUCUCUGGUGUCUGCCCCCCCCUCCGAAGCCUGA